This is a messenger RNA of Scleropages formosus (Asian bonytongue), 2952 nucleotides long. RefSeq names its product developmental and secondary metabolism regulator veA. NCBI's taxonomy places the organism in Eukaryota, Metazoa, Chordata, Actinopteri, Osteoglossiformes, Osteoglossidae. Bases 213 to 1856 code for a protein of 547 amino acids. The record is from RefSeq and is a predicted model, not a curated record. The transcript is spliced from 5 exons.
GUCGCGUGCACGCCGCUGCUGUGUGUUUUUAGCGUGGAAGAAGACGAAGUCCGCGACUCGCUGUUCAGUUCCUUCUGAAUGCCAGCGGCUUCAAGUUCAAGACAACAAGGCACCUGCCCGCCGAUCGGUGCAGCAGCGGCUGCUGUUUGAGUGAGUGUAACUUACCAGGCAGGAAGGGCGGGUGAGUCCGCGCCACCGAGCUGUGAGCAAACAUGGGCCGGCUGGAUGAUGCUGCCAAGCGCAAGGUGGUGGAGCUGCGACAGGCAGGCCUGAGUUUCCGCAAGAUCAAGGCCGUCCUGGAGCUGGAGAACAUCAAGGUGUCCGCCCAGGCCAUCUACCUCUUUCUGAAGGAGUUCCAGGGGAAGGUCAGGCCCGAAGAAGCAGGGCCCGGGGGUGCGGUGGUGCCGCCGAGCGCGGAAGCAGGGACUGCUAAUGCUGGGAGGCAGACAGGGUGGACGGACCAGCAGCUGUGCACAAUGAUGAGGGAGGGGCCACGUGGUAUCAGCUAUGCUGCCUCUGUGAAUUCUGUGCUUGCGCGGACAAGGGAUGCACCCACACCCUUGGGCUCCACUGGUACCAGCGGCACAGCGGUUCAGGAUGAGGAGGGGAUCCGAAUUGUAAGUGUGACCUCGCUUGCCCGUGGUUCCCAGCCUGAAGGGGGCCCCCAGGCAGCUGCAGCUGGACCCUCCGCUGGCCCGUCAACAGGUGGAGCUGCGGCGAGGAGAAAAAUCCUCCUGUCACCAGUGUCCAACUGCAUCCUGGCAGCUCGCAGGAGGCUGCUGGACAAGGCCCUGCUCCACAAGGCUCGGAUAAGAGAGAUGGUUCCUGUGUCUGGCCAGCCGGUGGCGGCAUUGUGUAGAAGGGACCUGUCUUGCCAGGCAAGUUCUGAAGCUCGGAAAGUCUCUAUAUUGACUCAGAGUCCGUCCUUUGGCCUAAACCCACCUCGACCUGCUCUUACGCAGAGGAGCCGCCCCGGAGCCCCUGCUGCCAGUCCUGCCCGGCGGAUGUUCCAGCAGCGGGCUGGGCUGUCAUUCCGCUCCCUGCACCCACCUCUCCAGAGGGACCCGCUUUCUUGUGCUGGAGUUCGUGGGAGCAACCCUGUGCCAUCUCCUCCUGCUGCCCAGGGUACAAGCAUGAGUGGCAUCAGAGCACAGCAGCCCCCCAACCAGCCCCCCAGUGCCACCCCACAGAAACAAGCCCCAGAACCAGUGGUCCGGUGUGGGCUGCAGGACCAGGUGCAGACUCUGGGAGCAGAGCUCCGAAACCUGGGUGCUGCCAUGCAGCUGCUGGCAGAGCAGCAGGGGCGCCUGGAACGUGAACAGGCUGCACAGACCCAAGUGCAAAGGCAGAUCCUAAGUACGCUCCAGGGCAUUGCCUCCAGGCUGGGCCCUGCAGCUCAGCACCACAGCAGAACCCCCCCACCCCCUGGAUCCUCCUCUUACAGCCAGAGCUCCUUUGUUCCCACGUCAUCCAAUUACAGCCAGGGCAGCCCAGCCCAGUCGAAGUCCUGUGCAGUGGACAGCUCUGGCCUGUGUGCUCUGGAGACCUUCAAACUAACAGGCCUGAGCCCUCAGGCAGUGAAUGGUUUUCCAUCGUGCAGCAGUGAUGCUCCCCCUCUGAGUACCGCAGCCACGUUCUCACAGUCACAGACCCAUACUGUGGCAUACACACAGUCGCAAGCGACAGCAUACAGCCAGUCAUACAAGCUGUCGUGCAAGGAGGAGCGCCACCCUGAGCCUUUAGACCCUCUGCACAACUGCAGUCUGUCAGCUCGAUCCUCCACCAAUGCAGGUUCGCCUGUCUCCUCGUCACCACAGGACCCACAGUUCACCAUCGUUAAGGCAGAGACACUCUGAAACAACAGUUCAGUUUACAGUGGGUUAUAUCAUAUGUGGCUAAAGCCAUUCAAGUUUAAGAAACACACAAAAAUUGUCUUACCCACAAGAGACUGUUUUGAUGUCAAUAGGCAAAAACAAUAUUUAACAUAAUGCAGAUGUUAAGUGGGUUGGUACCAACAGGACUGAAGAAUCUUUUGUCUAGACUGUUUCCCCACAUGCCUAGGUCUGCCAGCAUGUUCUAAAGUAGAUAAAGAUCUAUAUGGUCAAAGACUCUUCCAGCACUCAUGGUCAUUUCUGCGUUUUAUACUGUGUAAAUUCCUAUUCAAUCUUUUAACUGUUUAUAAAGCCAGAUUUGGUUACUUGGAUAAAAGCUGGAUGUUAAAAAUAUUAAUGUGCAUCUUUGUUUAUCAAAUGUUUUACACCUAACCAUACUGUAGGAGAAAAGACCUCUUGGAGCACCCUUGUAUAUUUCAGCAGUGUCACUGUGCCACUGUGUUACAUUCACAUGAAUUUUUGAAAAAAAAUUUUCUGUUAGUUUCUUCUUUGCUUUAUUUCUCCCUUUUUAUUAACAAAAGAACAGCACUAGGUCAAAGUAACAUGGAGACAAUUUCCGAAAUUUCUGUUGCAUAGCAAACACUAUCUUCAUUUCUACACCAAGAUAUAAACUAGCAGGAAAAUGUACCAACCAGAUGAAUCAUGUGGGUCCAAAUUAAUUCAACUCACUUCCGCAAGUGUUUACAGCUUGUGUUUGCUGUUCCUAGGUGUUGGUGAUCAAUAGCAAGGUGAGAAACAUUGCACAUUUAGCCUUACAGAAAAUUUUUGAUUUAUUAUAGUUAUCCAAGACUUUUAGAGAACCUACCUUAGUCACGGCACAUCUUUUUUUAUUGAAUAAUAAAGGAAACUGAAAGUGGCCAGAUGCUGACAAUUGUGGCUCAUGCUUAUAUAAAUCAACUGACAGUUGAUGUUGGAUGUUUUGUAGAUGACAUAUUUUUCAGUUUUAAUAACAUGAAAGUAAACAAUGUUUAAAGUGAAUAAAACUUCUGCAAGGGGUUGGUAUCUCAUCCAUGAUAUAUCUCACUUCACACCCUGUAUUUCAAGGAUAAGCUCUGGAACA